CUGUACUUCCGUGACCUCUGUCAGGAGAUGCGCGCCCGCUAGAGGGGGUAUUCUUUUACACUCAAGGAGUGAAACAACGGUUUACGAUAACGUUACAACAUUUAACAUGCAUUUUAAUUCUACUCGAAGAAAUGAAAGGUAGCUAUGAUUUGAGAAUAAUUUGUGUACACGCAGGAAAAUGCUUUAGCUUCCUAGCUAGCUAACUAUCCUAUUUAGCUGCAGAACUAGCUAGCUACGCUAUCAAACUAGCUAGUUAAUAAACGUGCUAGCUAGCUAAAGUUGUCGACGGUUGUACCAGUCAUCUUACCCUCUCAUCUUUAACAUGACAUGUAUACAUAGUCACAGAAACACAGUCAGUGUACUCAACUUGGAGUCAGGGUGCACAACACGAGAGCCUGAUGCGCAUACUGAAACUCACUGUUUUGUAAACAUGUUGACCUUUGCCCCUUUUGAGAUGUUGACAGACUUGGUAUCUACUAUCCUGUGUUACAGGUGGUUGUCCCUGUAGUAACUUAUGCAGCAGUGAUGGCUGUAGACGUCCACAACAAGGGUGUACCGUGGGAGGUCCAGCAGAAUGGCACCCUGGCACCAGUGGACCGUCUCCGCAAUGAGAGGUCUGAAAGCCCCAUGCCAGGCCUGGUGGAGGGCACAGAACCAGGUGGGCAUGGCUACUCAAAUAAUGGCAUCACUUUCCAGUGACCGAUAUCCACUUGUAGCCUACUUACUGUAGAUGUCAUGUUACUACAGACCAGCUCCCCUGUCUGAAUUACACAUCCAGUCAUAGUUCUGAACAAUGCAACUUUAUGGUGACAGAAAAUGUAUAUUUAUCUAAUUGAAAUAUGUGUCCACUUGAACAGAGGGUAAAUAGGCUGCUUAUGAUAUUGCACUUGGCCAACUAUGGACCUAAAAAUAAUUAUUAUUAUUUUCAUUGGAAAUAGUUUCAAAUAAAUACUUUACAAUCCACAUUCACUAUUGAUUGGGCUAACAGCUCUUGUUUCACGAGAGAGACCGCAGCAUGAAAUAACUGUUGAAUCUACCAUUUACUCAAUUUCAUCAUGUGACGUUUUCCAAGAAACCGCUUUGACACAUUUUGAACCAUGCUACCUCUGUGACCAAACCGCCAGUGUGUUGGCUGGAUAAGAGGGAGUAGGAAUGUCGCUGCACAAGAGCUCACAUGUAUCCUUUCUCAUCCACAUACCUUGCUUCCUGGAUUUAGAAUAAGUGGUCUUUGAAAUAAGUGGUAGGCUUUGCUUGUCUUAUUUGUUCUGUUUCAGACUAUGAGAGUAUGUUGGAUUAUGAUUGAUAUGGCACAUUUUUUUAUUUGCCUUCUCUGAAAGUCAUGAUACAGAUUUGUUUUAGGGAAGGAAAUACAGUAGCCUAUUCAUCAGGAGUGAUUAAUGCUGCUGGCUCUGCUGAUAAAAACAUUAGCAUUACUGAGAAAAUAGGACUCAAUUAGAACUGGUAGGCUUUUGUUGGCUUGCACCACCAGUGUUGAAUCUCUGUCUUUUUUGGUUUAUGACUUUCAACUUUCUUUUAAAACAGGGGUUCUCAAACUUUUUGGGUCUGGAGACCCCUUUUGUGAUAGCAAAUUCUUCAGGGAUCCCCUUAAUAAUAAUAUGCCAUUUAGCAGACGCUUUUAUCCAAAGCGACAUGCAGUCAUGUGCGCAUACAUUUUUACGUAUGGGUGGUCCCGGGGAUCGAACCCACUACCCUGGCGUUACAAGCGCCAUGCUCUACCAAUUGAGCUACAGAGGACCCUUGUAAUCAGAACACAACUCGAGUGGGAUAAAAAUGGCAUACAAUGAGUUUUGUUUGACCAAUACUUUGGCAGUGCAUGGCCAAUGAACCAAUUAAGUCUUAUGCCCUGGAAAGGAACUUUUUAAAGGCCCGCCUCUUGGCAUCGACAUAAUUUCCUGUCCUAGAGAUGAAAUGCAUCUUGAGUUUUUUUUUUUACUACACCGUAUUCAAAAGAUUUGCCAGUUGGCUCUAUGGCUGGUUCUGGAGCUGGAUUUGUGAUAAGGAACAACUUUGCCACAGAUGGAAACAACUGGCCUAUCUUUGACUUUGCCAUCUAUUGUUAUCUCCAAAGUUUUGGCGUCUUCCAUAAAUUGCGGCCGCGAAUCCGCCUUAGAAAUAGUUAGAAAAAAUAAGAUGAAGCUCCGGUAAUAUGGAUAACUAUUGAAAGAUUGUUUGCCGGCCCUAUUUUAAUUUGCUCCAUGGCUCAAGCGGCCAGGUGGACACAAGGCUAUUUGGCUCAUCUCAGUCAUUAAGAGGAAUAACUUUGGAAAAAUAAAAACACCGUAUUCACAAGGAUUUGCAUGAAGUAGGCAGUUUGGAUUUGUCACUUCAAGCCAAAUAUGUCAUACUUUGACUAAAACGAUGACUUAUCGACACGCAACAUUUACAUUUUAGUCAUUUAGCAGACGCUCUUAUCCAGAGCGACUUACAGUUAGUGAAUACAUAUAUAUAUUUUUUUAUACUGGCCCCCCGUGGGAAUCAAACACAACCCUGGCAUUGCAAACGCCAUGCUCUAUCAACUGAGCUACAUCCCUGCCGGCCAUUCCCUCCCCUACCCUGGACAAAUUGUGCGCCGCCCUUGAGUCUCCCGGUCGCGGCUGGCUGCGACAGAGCCUGGAUUCGAACCAGGAUCUCUAGUGACACAGUUAGCACUGCGAUGCAGUGCCUUAGACCACUGCGCCACUCAGGAGCACAACAUAUUGGGUAAGCACUGGCCAUUGUCUUUAAGUUCGAAAAAGUGGAUUUCUACUGAUGUGGGCAUUUAACAGUGGGACAAUCAUUUUUUAAAUCCAACUUUAUUUAUAUAGCACAUUUUAGACACGGAUGCAACGCAAUGCACUUUACAGAAAAAUGAAUAAAAACAAUAAAAAGAGAACGAGACAGACAAUCUUGUCACGCCCUGGCUCUGGGGACUCUAAUAUGUUGAGCCAGGGUGUGUAAAGUAUAUGUGUUUUGUUCUAGGUUUCACAUUCUAGUAUUGUUUGUCUAUGUUGGCCAGUGUGGUUCUCAAUCAGAGGCAACGUGAUUCAGCUGUUGCUUGUUGUCUCUGAUUGAGAACCAUACUUUAGCAGCCUGUUUCCCCACAGAGUUUGUGGGAUCUUGUUUCUAGUCUGUUGUGUUAGACCGUGAACUGUCACGUUAUCGUUUUUGUUGUUUUUUGAUCGUGUCUCUAAUAAAGAGUAUGUUUGCCUGCAACGCUGCGCCUUGGUCCUCAUCUCUGUUAGACGAUCGUGACAAAUCUGUAGAUAACAGCCAUGGGAGUUCAAACAGGAAAAGCAGAGAACAAGUGAGGACUGUACAGUCGUGGUCAAAAGUUUUGGGAAUGACACAAGUAUUGGUCUUCACAAAGUUUGCUGCUUCAGUGUUUUUAGAUAUUUUUGUCAGAUGUUACUAUGGUAUACCGAAGUAUAAUUACAAGCAUUCCAUAAGUGUCAAAGGCUUUUAUUGACAAUUACAUUAAGUUUAUGCAAAGAGUCAAUAUUUGCAGUGUUGACCCUUCUUUUUCAAGACCUCUGCAAUCCGCCCUGGCAUGCUGUCAAUUAACUUCUGGGCCACAUCCUGACUGAUGGCAGCCCAUUCUUGCAUAAUCAAUGCUUGGAGUUUGUCAGAAUUUGUGGGUUUUUGUUUGUCCACCUGUCUCUUGAGGAUUAACCACAAGUUCUCAAUGGGAUUAAGGUCUGGGGAGUUUCCUGGCCAUGGACCCAAAAAUUCGAUGUUUUGUUCCCCGAGCCACUUAGUUAUCACUUUUGCCUUAUGGCAAGGUGCUCCAUCAUGCUGGAAAAGGCAUUGUUCGUCACCAAACUGUUCUUGGAUGGUUGGGAGAAGUUGCUCUCGGAGGAUGUGUUGGUACCAUUCUUUAUUCAUGGCUGUGUUCUUAGGCAAAAUUGAGAGUGAGCCCACUCCCUUGGCAGAGAAGCAACCCCACACAUGAAUGGUCUCAGGAUGCUUUACUGUUGGCAUGACGCAGGACUGAUGGUAGCGCUCACCUUGUCUUCUCCGGACAAGGUUUUUUUCCGGAUGCCCCAAACAAUCGGAAAGGGGAUUCAUCAGAGAAAAUGACUUUACCCCAGUCCUCAGCAGUCCAAUCCCUGUACCUUUUGCAGAAUAUCAGUCUGUCCCUGAUAUUUUUCCUGGAGAGAAGUGGCUUCCUCGCUGCCCUUCUUAACACCAGGCCAUCCUCCAAAAGUCUUCGCCUCACUGUGCGUGCAGAUGCACUCACACCUGCCUGCUGCCAUUCCUGAGCAAGCUCUGCACUGGUGGUGCCCGAUCCCGCAGCUGAAUCAACUUUAGGAGACGGUCCUGGCGCUUGCUGGACUUUCUUGGGUGCCCUGAAGCAUUCUUCAGAACAAUUGAACCUCUCUCCUUGAAGUUCUUGAUGAUCCGAUAAAUGGUUGAUUUAGGUGCAAUCUUACUAGCAGCAAUAUCCUUGCCUGUGAAGCCCUUUUUGUGCAAAGCAAUGAUGACGGCAUGUGUUUCCUUGCAGGUAACCAUGGUUAACAGAGGAAGAACAAUGAUUUUAAGCACCACCCUCCUUUUAAAGAUUCCAGUCUGUUAUUCUAACUCAAUCAGCAUGACAGAGUGAUCUCUAGCCUUGUCCUCAUCAACACUCUCACCUGUGUUAACGAGAGAAUCACUGACAUGGUGCUUUUGUGGCAGGGCUGAAAUGCAGUGGAAAUGUUUUUUUGGGAUUAAGUUCAUUUUCAUGGCAAAGAGGAACUCUGCAAUUAAUUGCAAUUAAUCUGAUCACUCUUCAUAACAUUCUGGAGUAUAUGCAAAUUGCCAUCAUAAAAACUGAGGCAGCAGACUUUGUGAAAAUUAAUAUUUGUGUCAUUCUCCAAACUUUUGACCACGACUGUAGAGACUAAUCCAUGGUAAAAACUAAAAGCUGAAAUGUAAUUUAAAAUAUAUAUAUAUAAAAUAUAAAUGAUUUGCUAAAAUAACAAAGACUAAGAGCACCCUAGGCAAAAGCAAAGCUAAAAAGUUUUAAAGAUUUAUUUAAAUAAUGCCCACAGUUUCAGCCCCACUCAGAUUUGCUGGCAUGCUGUUUUGUAUAUUUUCCAGGGGAGAACUUAAAUUCUAGUCUGACCUGGGAAAAGGCUUGGGAACUCUUACGGCAGAUGGAAGUGUCAUCUAGAUUAGAUUAAUAUCCAAACAGGAUAUGAAAGAUGGCCUCCCUCUUUUUCCCCAUUCGCCUUAGGCACUCACGUCAUAGUGCAGUUCUCCUGGAGGCUAUCAUAAUGCACACCACUCAUGACCUCUGUCUGGAAUGGCUGUUAGUGUCAUAGUCAAAGCACAGUUGAAGCAGCUCAGUUCUCUGUCCUUCCAAGAACAUCCAUAAACUGAUUUCACUUUUACUUUAUUACGCUUGUACUCAUUUAAAAAUGUUGCCUGCUAGAUGUCACUGUUAUCAAUUGACAUUAGUAAAUAAUAGUAUAAAAGACAAAUGUUUAACCCAGGGUUUGCUGUCAGGACAGUCAGUUAAGCUAUACAUUUUCCCACUGUAUUCAGAUGUUGAUGAGGAUGGGUUUAUGUACAGAAUCACUGUGUUAAAAACAUUAUCUCAUCGCCACAGGUGCUGGCCAGGAGAGUGCCAUGUUUGUUCAUGCACAGUCCUUUGAAGACCUGACUGCUGACAGUGAGGUGACUACUGAGACUGAACCUGAAGGAGACUCUGUGCUUGGAGAGUCAGCAGAGGAGGAGGCUCUGUGUCUGGGGGCUGAGCAGGAGACCCAGGAGGAGCAGCAGCCGGAGGUGGAGGUAGAGGAGGAGCGCCCAGAAAGCAUGAGUAAGGAAGAGGAUGUGUGCAGUGAGGCCUGGCGUAGCCACAGGAAGCAUGUGUUUGUACUGAGCGAGGCAGGCAAGCCCAUCUACACCCGCUACGGCACGGAGGAAGCCCUCUCCAGCACCAUGGGGGUCAUGAUGGCACUGGUCUCCGUCGUGGAGGCAGACAAGAAUAUCAUCCGCUCCAUUCACGCAGGUAAGUAGAUGAUGUGGGUAGUAUCUCUGUGAAUGGGCAAAUUAGAGUUAGAGUAGCCUUGCAGUUUUUGUCAAUGAAACAUGGUGAACAACUAUGAAGUAGGCUACAUAAUUGAAAGCUCAGUCGGUAGUUCUGUCGGUAAGACAUGCCAUAUUGCAAGAAAGGCUGCACCUAUCUACUAGUACUGUAGAUGUUUCAUUGCCCUCUCAUUCAAAUCUUCUGUUCAAGACGGUUACAAAGUGGUGUUCCUUCGCAAGACUCCUCUGGUCCUGGUGGGCGUAUCCCGGACCUGUCAGUCAGACAGAGAGCUGACGCGUGAGCUGCAGUACAUCUACUACCAGAUCGUCAGCCUGCUCACCCUCACCCAGCUCAACCACAUCUUCCAGCACAAGCAGAACUACGACCUGCGUCGCCUACUGGCAGGCUCCGAGCACCUCACUGACAACCUGCUGCGUCUGCUGGACCGCGACCCGGGCCUGCUCCUCAGUGCUGUCACCUGCCUUCCCCUGGCCAGCUCCACCCGUGACCUGGUCUCCUCCAGCCUUCAGGCCGCCAAGGCCAAGAGCCUGGUCUUCUCCAUCCUCCUGGCUGGGGACCGUCUGGUCACCCUGGUGCGCAAGAAGGACCAGUACCUGCACCACAUGGACCUGCACCUGCUCUUCAACCUGGUGGGCUCCUCGUCAUCUUUCCGCGAGGGCGAAGGCUGGACGCCCAUCUGCCUCCCUAAGUUCAACACUGCUGGCUUCUUCCACGCCCACAUCUCCUACAUGGAGCCUGCCUCUGACCUCUGCCUCAUCCUGGUGUCCACCGACCGGGAGGACUUCUUUAACCUAUCGGAUUGCAAGCGCCGCUUCCUGGAGAGGCUGAGCCGACGCACUGCCUACCAGGCCCUGAAGGAGGCGCUGAAGUGCCCUAGCUACUCUGUCACCCAGGUCGGAAUCCCAGAGCUCAGGCACUUUCUGUACAAGUCCAAGAGCUCAGGGCUCUACACUAGGUGAGCAUGGAUCAUCAGACACACAUGAUGGCUUAUGUGGUUAAAAGUCCUUGUUACCAAUCUCCCAUCCUGGCUUACCACCAAUUCAACCAUUAUGUUUCUGUGUUCUCCAUCAGCCCUGAGCUGCCCUUGCCAUACCAAUCUGUAGAGGAGCAGGAGAGGCUGAUGGGAUCGUACCAGUACCUCCACAGCCGCUUGCACCAACCGACACGUCCCCUGCGCUCCAUCUACCGCUGUGGAGAGACUGAGAACCUGCUGGCCUGGGUAAGCAUAGUGUUAUACCAAUCUAUAGAUUUGCAUACAUUGUUAUACAUCUCAUCUUAUUGAUACCAUCUUUAGAUGUUAAAAUGCAGUCUUGCAGUGCAUAAUAAAGAUAUUGGUUCAUAAGGAUCUCUUCAGGGGAUAUCUGUAGUACCAUGGUUAUUAAUCUCCCCUUUAAACCCUCUUCCACCACCUCUACCCUACCUUUCCUUUAGGUGACCAGUGGCUUUGAGCUCUACCUCUGUUUCAGUCCCCUUGGGACCAAGGCCAUGGCCGUGGCUGCUGUUAAUAAGCUGCUGAAGUGGAUCAGGAGGGAGGAGGACCGCCUCUUCAUCCUUAGUCCCCUGACAUACUGAGCCCCCAGGCCCCCAGCUGACCUAGCUACAGUUCCAAGAAGCCCUGGCCCUCUAAACCUGCCUCAUGACGUUGAAGUCUGAUGGAAACUAUUGGAGGCCAUGGAUGUAAUGCCAACAAACCAUCAUGCAUCACUGUUGUGCAUAUGCAGUCUGUGUUUGCUCUUUGCAGACCCUUCAGUCUAUGGUCAUCAGGGGGUCAAAUGAGGUCAUCACAAUGAGGGUACAGCUAUGUUUUAUCAAACGUAAUGUUAUGAUUUUAAUUGUUUGGUUUAACUACGGUGAUUGCCCUAUGGGAAUUGAGAGAUACACAGCAGACAUUUCAAUUAAUAACAAUAACAAUGCCCUGUUGCUAUAAGAUUAUUAUUUUAAACUGUCACUGUAUGGAAUCACUACCUGGACAUGGGGAAUGCUGUGUGUUGUUUUAGCAGUAACCUACAAACAUAGCCAAUAGAGACUGACCAUCUUGAAAAGGAACUAGAUUUGUUUUUGUCUUGUCUCUAGUAUGCGCCUGACAUGUAAAAUUAUUAUUUGUGUCUUUAUUUGUUGCUUGGAUUAAUGUUUUGGAUCAUGGAUUUUCACCAUCAAAGAUGAUGUAAUUGGCAAAGUAUCUUUAUUUUAAGAUGGGAAUCUCUGAGGUGUCUGUAUUAAUAUGAUUUUUGUUGUUAUCUCACAAAUUAUAAGUGUUUCAUGGGGUCCAUCCCAUUUGAUUAAGAAAAAUACUGUAAUUUUCACAUUCACCUUGAGUCAUCAAAAGCCUUCCCUCACAUUUCAUGCCUUACCUAAUUGCCUUCAGAGUUGUGCUAAACUAAUGGGGUGUGAUGACUGGAGCUUAUUAGGGUAUUGUAGCUGAUUAAUUUGCAGUGGUAGAAAAUGUACCCAAUUGUCAUACUUGAGU
This is a messenger RNA of Coregonus sp. 'balchen', 8501 nucleotides long. Lineage: Eukaryota; Metazoa; Chordata; Actinopteri; Salmoniformes; Salmonidae. The record is from the annotation of a GenBank genome assembly.